UGAGUGAGAUGACAGUCCACAGUCUUGGCAAUCUGAAUUACAGUUUCAAAUAAAUUCUCUGAUCUAUUCUCUGGGAUUCCAUUAAUAAGUAUAUUGUUCUCCCGUACAUGAAGUUCGACAGAGCUUAGCCGGUUCGUUAGAUCAGUGACAGUAGAUUUUAACCUCUCAUUAUCUUUUUUAAAAUGGACGAUGUCAAUAUUCUUUUGUUCUAGCGAUGAUUUUAUGUCUUUAAAUUGUCGAUUCAGGCUGAUUGUGUCUUGGAACUCGGCUACCUUUUCAGUGAGAUUGUUAAGUUAACAAGCCUACAACAUGUAUAGAACAUGAGAUCAUAUACCUACAUGUUGAUAACUAAUAGGUGACAAACAAUUUCAUCAGACAAGUUUCAUACAAAUAUUGUCUACCACAAGUUUUAUGUUUUAGUAUUUUGAAAACAUUGCAUACAACUUGUAUUUGUAAUUUGCAUGAAACUUGUCAAAUACGUGUAUAAUACUUUGGUGUAAACGAGGGGUUAGAGUAAAAGUGUUCUGUGGUGCGAGAGUCCCACUAUAAUAUAUUCUAAGCCCACUGUAAACAAAAAAUAAAUUACAAUAUUUAUAUUAGUAGGAACAAACGUAGUGAUUAUAUUCUCUUUGGUAGGAACGCAGUGUUAAAAUUAUCUUGGACUUUUGGCGGGAACCUCAAUUGGCGGGGCUUACAAAAAAUUUUGAAUUUAAAUUUUAUUUUAAUAAUUCAAGUAUUUCUCAUUGCUAAAGUAGUAAACUAUUAAAAAUAAUUAAUAAUAUAGUGAGUGGUUGCUGAGAUGGAGGGAAAUGAGGGGAGCGGGGAUAACCCGCCCACCUCACUGAAACGUCGUCGGUCCGAGGACAACCAAAUAAAAAAUGUUGAUGGUCAUGGUGGAGGCAUGGUGGAACAUUUCUGAUUGACAGACUCGUGCUGGCUAGUGAAAUCAGUGACUCCAAAAUUUUAUGUGAUUCUUCAUCCCGCCCGCCUCCACUUGAUUAAUUAUUAAGAGACAAAAGAAGUUAUAAACCAUUAUAUAAAUAUAUUAAGAAUACAAUUCUAACAAUAUAAAAUAAAGUGAAGUGAUAAGUGAACUGUGAAAUAAAAAGUACACAUAUUUAGAUAAUAAAAAAAGACUUGACUUAAAGGUCUUAGUUACCAGGUCAUAAAAUCCCAAAAAAAAAGAAAAUCUCUUUGAUUACUAGUACAAUUUUUGACGUAUUGGUUAUAAUAAUAUCCUCUUUGGUACAACACAAGAUUAAUAAACGAAAUAUAUUGUGUUCAAAUGCAGCUGAUCGGCAACAAAAUAUAGAUUGAAUAACAUAAAAUAAUUAUUAGUCAACAGAACGGGAGUCCUAAAAAUGAAUAAUACAAAUAAACCGGCAACUCUAUCAAGUGACUUACGAAGUUUUAUUUAUGGUGUAUCAAGGAGAACCUUUCAAAAUGCACCAGACUUAACUAAAACUGGAAUUAACUUGCUUAAAACAUUUCCUGCAGCAAGAGAUGCAGUUUUAGAGUACUUUGCUAUGGUAUUCCAUGAUGCUGUAAAUAUAUCAUUAAAUCAACCUGAUUACGAUACAGAUUCGGCGAGCAAUUUAACUUUAGAGGCUGUGAACAUGAUUGGUCCAGAGCUGUGUGCUAUGGGCGAAACCUGGGCGCCCUUUAUAGCACCUUGGUGUACUAAAUUAAUAAUGGACAUAGCCACGGACAAAGCCAAUUUACCUAAUUCAACAUUACAAAACACAGAACCUGUUCGGAUACUUCUUGACAUAACAACCCAGAAUUUGAUGUUCCUAAACACUGACGAGAGAGCAAAAUGUAUUGACAUGAUGUUGGGGUGCCGCGCGUGCUCGUGGGCCGUGGGCCGCGUGGGUCGCGCUCAGCCCGCGCUGGUGGCCCCGCGAGCGCUGGCCUUGGGUGCGGACGCGGCGCGGCCCGUGCUGGCCCACCUGGGCGCCCACCCGCCGGCCCUGCUGCAUGUGCGGGCAGCCUUGCUCGACUUGUUCCAGGAAGCCAUCAAAGAAGAUCUAAAAUCGGACAAGAAGCGAGAUGUAAUUCCAUACUUAUUGAACCUUGCCUCCAAAUCUGAUAUUGUUUUAAAAGCUCUCAUACAGGAUAUUGAAAAAACACUGACAGACGACGUGAUGGACCGCUUGUUCUCGCUGUGCGCGGCUCACCGACACAGCAGCGCCUGGGAGGGAGUGGGCCCCGCCUCUGUCGUGGCUCUGUUGGUGAGGGCAGACGUGCACUGCUUCAUGAUGCUGUUGAGGCAGGCGCAGCGGAAUGUGUUCUGCAGACAUCUGUUGGAAUACCUCUUACAAAAAUUGGAGUAUGAAGUAAUGUUUCCGGAGCGAUCGAUUCCUUUGCUCUCCAGUACUGCAGAAGAGAUUGGUAUUGUGAGAGAGAAACUACUCGAGGGCAACCAGUUGGAACAAUAUUCCACAGCCAGGAUUAUCAUACUUGUUUGUUAUAAUCAACCAUCAGAAUUCGUUAGCACACUUAGCUAUCUCCUUCAGUAUUCCAGAAACGAUACAACAUUAGCGCUCUUGGUGCGAAUAAUAUCAGGUACAAUAACAAUGCACACGCCAAAUGACUCGCCAGAUGUGAACAUUGACACUGACCGAUACCAGGGCUUUAUUAAUACUGGAGUAGAGUACGCCCUCCGAGACGCCAUGUUGUGUGACGAACAGAUCAAGAAGUGUUUCAUUGAUAACAACGUGCCAGAGGAUCAGAAGACCUAUGUCCAUCAUUAUUGUCUCAAUAUUGUUAAAUUGCUCAGGUGGGAAAACUCAAAGCGAGUUGCAGCCUUACGAACUCGUAGCAUCAGCCGUGCGGUCGAAGCCAACUUGUACCGGACGGGCGCAGCACUCCAGCAGUACUCGUCGUUGCUGCGCCCGCGUGUCCCGUGCUCCAUGUCCACUCUGCCGGAGAUGGACACUUGUCAUGCCAUAGCACAGGUGCUCGACAGAGUUGACCUGUCCGGGACUAAGUCACCACCACCAAGUGUGGAAGUUAUUCUCAAAAUUGUCCACGCUGUUGUUCAGUAUUUCUUCAGAUGCUUACAUGAAACAGAUAUUAUGUCAAAACUCCGCGGUGUACAAACAGCGAGUCGUUUGCUUCGCAAGUUAUGCCUGCAUAGUAAACUAGCCCGGGCCGUGGCAUUGCGUCAACUGCUAGAGACUGCAAUGUUCAGGGAAGACAAGAUAUUUGGCAGUAAGCCCGUUAUACCGAACCUACUGGCCACUGCGAGAGAGUGGGAGGAUGACGAUCUCCUUAUUACUAUGAAUCAGAAGCAUGGACCUAUAACUCAAUUAACGCAAAGUCAUACGUCUGUGUUCCACGCGGGAAUCAUUGGCAAAGGUGUUCGCAGAAACAGCAGCGAAGACGAUAACGGCAUACCGCCGAUACUCACACCCAAUAACGAGCUAUUGAUGGGGGCACUUAUGUCAUGUAUGGAUGGUAACAAUGGUAUAGUGGAAGGCGCAACAUCGAUAUCAUUAUUGCUUGUUGAGCUCGUGUCCCCAGACGUUAUGUAUAAUGGAUUACCUUGGCCGGACGAAGACUUUACAAAGGUGAGCAUCGAGCGCGAGCUGUAUAUGCGUGGCGCGGCGGAGCGCUGCUCCGUGGUGCGCGCAGCGCUGCGGCGGGCGGCGGCCGCGCGGCCCGCGCUGUGCGUGGCGUCGGCGCUGCUGCGGGCCACGGCCGCCACGCUGCUGCACCGCCUGCGGGCGCACCUGGAUCGCCACACCCAGUCCCCGGAGCUAGUCCGCGAGUUGUCCGCGCUCUCGGAGCUGCUCUCCACAAUGGUGCUGGGUCAGCUACUGCCACAUCCUCUGUGCCACAUGCUGCAACUGGCGCCGGAGCUCACCGCCAGUGAGUUGGUGCAAGUGCUGCGAGACUGUCUGUGGAACUACACCAGAGACAACGUGCCGUCGCCGGCGCUUUUCCCGUGUGACGCCACAGGUCUUCGCUGGCGAGACCCCUCAACAUGCAAGCCGUCUCCCACAUACACGGAUACACUUCGCAUUAUCCUACAAAAAAAGAUAUCCAAACUCGGGCACAUGUAUCCAAUUAUGUUCCUCAAUCUCGAAAAAGACUCUUAGUUAUUGUAAAUAUUGUAAAAAAUAAUAUAAGAAUAAUUAAAGA
Leptidea sinapis is the source of this 4146-nucleotide messenger RNA. It is a transcript of the gene omd, whose product is annotated as integrator complex subunit 5. Gene Ontology annotation, biological process: snRNA 3'-end processing. The coding region runs from base 1362 to 4103 and encodes 913 amino acids. The transcript has 17 exons. NCBI's taxonomy places the organism in Eukaryota, Metazoa, Arthropoda, Insecta, Lepidoptera, Pieridae. The record is from RefSeq and is a predicted model, not a curated record. Gene Ontology annotation, cellular component: integrator complex.